AGCUUCAGCGCUCUCUGUCAGCGAGAGCCAACGUCGACGCAGGUUCGUGAUCAAUUGAACGCCAGGGGUUGCUUCAGCUUUCUGAGAAUAUCGCCCUCACUUGCCAUGUCCGGAUAGUUCGUCGCUGAAUCUACGGUGGAUGCGUCUCCGUGUGGGCUUACGCCGCUGGUACGAACGAGAUGUCCUCAGUGAGUCCCCGGAAGUCGACCGACAGCCUGGCUUCUGCCACCUCGAUACCCUCUUUAUCGCAGUUUUCGUUCACGCAAAAUGAGUCGCCUCGAGUCCCUCCUUCUCAGCGAUUCUCCCCGAGGAGAGGGUCGACUGCAAGUUCGAUUGUCAGCAUCGGUGGCAUACUGGACCCGUCCCAGCAUCAUGCGUCGAUAGCGGAGUCCGGGCAGAACGCAAUAUCGACUCUCCUUCAGCCUCCCAUUGUGCGCACUGGGCUUGUCCCCCACACGGCCGUGUCCUCUACGGGUUACCGGCCACCGACCACUCGCGAUAUACCACCAGUGACCCUGACGAACGUUCCCCAUGUGGAAUCGAAAGCGUUUCAGCCGUACUUAUCUCAGGUCGGAUCCCUGUAUGAUACUUUCCAACGAGCCAAGGAAGGCGGUGACGAUGGCGACUCCCAGCUGGUUCGGGGGCAGUCCAAGGCCGGGUUGCGGACGGACGACCUGGAGCCCCCAAGUCGAAGAGGGAUGGAACGGCGAUAUUCUACACUGUCGAUAAGCUCUCGUGCAUCUUCUAUCGAUCCCUCCGGAAGGAAACCUUCGUUUAGCGGACGUUCUCGAGGCCAGGGAGUUACCCCUUUGUCGACAAUUCCGACUGUUUAUUUCGACGAGCAAUUUCAUCUCGAGAAUCCGCGCACGUUCGACGUGGUGUCUGAGCGGUCUGAGGUCAUACAAGGAGCAUCGAAGGCGUCAGGUAAGGACGAAAAAGCGACCAAUGGGAGAUUACUUGAACCAGUCCAGACCGGUAGAAAAGCCUUAGCCACGAACGCAAUUUUGCAGGAGAAGUUAUCAUGGUAUAUGGAUACAGUCGAGAUACACCUUAUUUCGUCCAUCUCUACAGCUUCAAAGUCUUUCUUUACCGCUCUUGGCUCGCUGCGCGAGCUGCACUCCGAAGCCGCAGACUCCGUCAAAAGGAUACAGAUUCUGCGGAAAGAUCUGAACAAGAUCGACAAGGAGAUGGCUCUAGGAGGACUUAAAGUAGUGAAUUUGCGUCGUCGCAGGGAAAAUGUACGGAGACUGGGUGACGCCGUUGCUCAACUACGACAGAUCGUUGAGUCUGUGUCCAGGUGUGAAGAAAUGGUGGAAAGAGGCGACAUCGAAGAAGCUACAGAGGGCCUUGAUGAGGUCGAGAGACUGAUGGCCGGAGAACAGCCUGCGAACCUUCUCAAUGAGGGCGAUCAGACCCAAGAGCGCCCAAGCAGGACAGUUGAUCUACGGGGCAUUAAAGCCUUGCAGGGAGCUUCGGAGGAUCUUGCACAGUUGCGUUACCGUAUUGGAAUGGGCUAUGAGAGCCGGUUCCUUGAUGAUUUGCUAGGGGAUCUGCGACGUCAUGUGGAAAACGUGCCACCAGAGGUGACCUUACAACGAUGGGGUAUGUCUUUGCAAAGGGCUCGUGGAGCACAAAGAGGCGGUGUUGUAUCUGGUGUCCCUGCCUACAUGAACUUCGACGACCCGAUGAGGCUUAGGUUGCUCUCGGAACUCACUGGUCUCGGCCGAGCCCAUCACAUAAUGCCUGCAGCAACCGCUUUCAAGGCCGGCGUCCUGCGUGAGAUGAAAGGCUUAAUUCGGAGACAUUUGCCUAGCUCUAGUGACGAUGACAACGAAUCCGUGAUGUCGGCUUCUACGAUCGGUGGACGCCAAUUGAGCCAGCAGGAGAAGUCAUCGAUUCUUGCUCGGAAUCUCAGAGCCCUCGAUGCAGAGGAUGCCCAGAAAAUGCUCAGCCGCAUAUAUACUGGUGUCAGCGAGUCGCUCAGAAGGCUCAGCGUCCAAGUAAAGGUGUUACUUGACAUCACAAGCGGUCUAGGAACGCAGUCUCCUGGCGGGGGCGUUAAAUCACCUCCUAGAAGUCCAAACAUGCAAAGCAUUGACAAAACCCUUACGUCUACACCUGAUGGUAGAGUUACAGCAGCUCUUGUCCAGGAGGAGAUAUUGCAGGUUUUGGACAUGUCCAGUCUUCUCGGGCAAGCCGUGGAUAUUGUUCAAUCCCAGAUUACGAAGGUGUUGAAAGUGCGAUCUGAGCAGACCUCGCACCUUUCUUUGGAAGACUUCCUGAGGUACUUCACGCUGAAUCGGCUUUUUGCAGAUGAGUGUGAAGCCAUCUCCGGCCGAAGUGGCACUGCUCUGAAAACAGUUGUGGACAACCAGAUCAGGGACUUCAUCUCUCGAUUUGGAGACCGCCAAAGACAUCGGAUCGUCGAAGUCAUGGAUGCCGACAAAUGGGAUGCCAAAGAUUUCGGUGACGCUGAAAAUGUAAUUCUUUCUCGGAUACUGGAUGCAAGCACGAAAGACAUCGACGCGUGGUUGGACACCUGCAAGAUCUGGCUGCAAAACGAUAAGAACCACGAUGAGACUCCUACGUCAAAUGGGACGUCAGCGAAUGGUACGGGGAAGGACAAGGUCCGCACUGCAGUGGUUGACGAGCAAAAGUACAUCCUUCCAGAGUCUGCAAUGGCAAUAAUGAGGAGCAUCGAGGAGUUCCAACACCUUCUGUCGAAUAUACCCAGCAUGGCGCAAGAAAUAGCGUCCAACCUCCUGGAAUGCUUGAAACUGUUCAACUCACGUUCCUCACAACUUAUCCUUGGCGCUGGGGCCACAAGAAGUGCCGGCCUGAAGAAUAUUACCACCAAACAUCUGGCCCUGUCCUCGCAAGCGCUGAGUUUCAUCAUUGCACUGAUCCCGUAUAUACGUGAAUUUGUCCGGAGAUACUCGAAUUCGAGCCCUCUGAUCGCAGAAUUUGACAAAGUCAAGAGGCUUUGCCAGGAACACCAGUCAGGCAUUCAUGAGAAACUGGUCGACAUCAUGAGUUCUCGGGCUGCCGCUCACGUGGAAUCCAUGAAGAAGAUCGAUUGGGAUAGGCAGCCAAAUACUGGCGCAGUGAGUCCCUACAUGGAGAUCCUUGUCAAGGAGACAGGAACUCUGCAGCGAGUCCUAGCAAAACAUCUUCCAGAGACCACGGUCAUGAUGAUCAUGAAUCCUGUAUUUAAGAGUUACAAGGAGCAAUGGUCUAAAGCAUUCCAGGAGGCCGUUGUUAAGACGGAGGCAGGAAGACAAAGGAUGCAAUCGGAUGUCGACUUCUUCAAGUCCAAGCUUAGCAAGCUGAACGGUUCUGGCGAUCUAGGUGAACAUCUUGUGCAGCUGGUCGGGGCAAAAACCAUUACCCCUGAGCCGAACGGCAAAGCUAUCUCCCCAAGACCGUCUUCACAGUCGCCUCCGGCCCCAGGUGAUAGCAGUCCUGAAAAGAAGUCACAAGAUUCAUCCAAAUCGUGAUCUUCUCGAGAAGACCAGUUUAUUCUCUGUCAAUACAUCCUUGCAGACAGAGCCUUUGACCUUCUCUGUGAAUUCUUAGCUCAUUCGGAAAUGAAUUGUAUCUCGGGGCAUCGUAUAGGAGUCUUCAGCAAUUAGAUGAUCUCUUUUAUUUUGGGUAGAUGUCUAUAUUCCCCUUACGCUUGUUGACUUUAUCCUGU
Messenger RNA from Paecilomyces variotii, 3694 nucleotides. RefSeq names its product putative GARP complex component. The transcript has 3 exons. The record is from RefSeq and is a predicted model, not a curated record. Gene Ontology annotation, biological process: Golgi to vacuole transport; retrograde transport, endosome to Golgi. Bases 180 to 3497 code for a protein of 1105 amino acids. Lineage: Eukaryota; Fungi; Ascomycota; Eurotiomycetes; Eurotiales; Thermoascaceae. Gene Ontology annotation, molecular function: syntaxin binding. Gene Ontology annotation, cellular component: GARP complex.